Messenger RNA from Caretta caretta (loggerhead turtle), 871 nucleotides. The record is from RefSeq and is a predicted model, not a curated record. NCBI's taxonomy places the organism in Eukaryota, Metazoa, Chordata, Testudines, Cheloniidae.
CAGAUGCAUGUGAUUAAGAGCCCGCGUGUAGGCAAGGAGGGGCAUCCCGGCUGCAUCACCAGCAGCAUGCAUCAUUGCUGGCACAAGCGCCGCUGCCGCCCCCUCCCGCUCCAGCUGGAGCUGGGAGAAAUGCGCAGGCCGCCUACGGCCCGGUAACCCAAGCCCAGCCCCGGGUCAGACCCUGACUCAGCCCGCGCCCCCCUCCCAGCUGACAGCGUAACUCGAAACCCGGGCGGGCGCGGAAUCCCGGCGUGCUCCCGGAGCAGGAGCAGGAGCAGCCGGCGAGGGGAGGGGACAGGGAGGAGUGGAAGUGGGAAGGAAGGGGGGGGGGUGCUGCCGCCGCCGCCUUGCUCCAGCACCGAGGCGGCUGGGUCUCAGUCUAGCGCAGGGCCCGGUGAGCGGAGCAGCCAUGAACAGGCUGGGGAGGAAGGACAACGAGACCCUCAUAGAGAUGGCGCUGGCCACGGAUGAUAAUAUCGCAGUUCUCACCAAGUUCAAGCCAUCAAGGUCAGCAGGGGAAGAUAGCAAUGGACCUCUGUGUGAAACUAUUUCAAACACAGAAUCAGAACUUCCAAGCAAUUCUGAGGGCCUAAGCAGCACUGAGACUACUUUACUCAUCCCUGAUCAUCAAGUGAUUAACAAGAGACACCAAAGCAAAGAUUCUAUUUUCUUCAGGGAUGGUGUCCGACGAAUUGACUUUGUACUUUCUUAUGGGGAUGAUCCAAAUAAAGAAGAGGAAAAGAAGGUGUAUACCGAUGGUGAAAAGUUUCUAAGUAGUCAUAAUGAAGCCUUUCUUUUUUCAAGAAGCAUGAACUGUGAACAGACUGAUGUAUGGGAGCAACUGAAAUACUUUUAUACAGAAGAACUGUAG